CAAUGACCUCGUCUGUUAAACGUCGGCGUAACGACAGUAGCAAUUGCUCUAGUGUGCCUGGGAGGACGACGGAGAAGGACGAUGAUGCUGCUUAUGCUGAUGGGUACUUCAAUUCCUAUGAUGACCUUUCAGUCCACGAUCUCAUGCUCAAGGACAAGCCCCGAGUAGAGGGUUAUAUCAGAGCUUUUGAGGCCAAUAAGGAGAGGUUAAAAGGGAAAGUAGUCUUGGACGUUGGAUGUGGUACUGGGGUGUUAUCUAUGCUGUGCGCUAAGAUAUGCGAACCGGCUCAGAUCAUCGCCGUAGAAGCGACAGAAUCUACUGCUCGAAUAGCCGAGGCGUUGGUACAACAUAAUGGCUUACAGGGCGUGGUCACUGUGGUCAAUAGACCUGUUGAAAUGUUGGAUCUAUCAGCACCAGUCGAUGCCAUAGUGUCGGAGUGGAUGGGCUUUUACGCCUUCCACGAGGCCAUGUUGGAUUCGGUCCUCUAUGCUAGGGAUAGAUGGCUCAAGCCUGAUGGCUUACUCUUACCUGAUAGUUGUCGUCUGUGGGCAGCUGUCGUAUCUGAGGACACUUGGAAAAGUGACAACCUUGACCACUACCACAACUACUACUCUUUGGACUUCACACCCUUCGGAAACGCCUUGGCUUUGGAGGCGAUGGCUAAUCCACAGGUUCAGUUGCUAUCACAAGAGGAAAUACUCAGUGAUCCUGCAUUGGUCGUUGGAGUUGAUAUUCAUUCGGUUACAUCGGAGGAGUUGAAUAAAAUUGGGGCGAAGUUGUCGAUGCCUUUAAAAAAGGACGGAAAUGUGGCUGCGGUAUCCUUCUGGUUUGAUGUUGGAUUUCCAAAUACCGACCUCCCAUUGAGCACUUCACCGUUUUCGCCCCCAACUCAUUGGAAACAGACAUCGAUUUUCCUCGGUUGUUUUGCACCAGCAACGAAAGGGGUGCAGUUUGAAUGCCAAGUUACGUUGGAGCGAGCAGGUCCGACGUCCCGGCAAUACGCUAUUACAGUAGAAACGUGAAGGUUGGCCUUACCGAGAUGACUACUGUAUAAAACGUUCCUCUA
Messenger RNA from Perkinsus marinus ATCC 50983, 1066 nucleotides. Its product is annotated as protein arginine N-methyltransferase, putative. Gene Ontology annotation, cellular component: nucleus. Lineage: Eukaryota; Perkinsozoa; Perkinsida; Perkinsidae. Gene Ontology annotation, molecular function: protein-arginine N-methyltransferase activity. Bases 3 to 1022 code for a protein of 339 amino acids. The transcript has 9 exons. Gene Ontology annotation, biological process: peptidyl-arginine methylation. The record is from RefSeq and is a predicted model, not a curated record.